Messenger RNA from Macaca mulatta (Rhesus monkey), 2394 nucleotides. RefSeq lists its product as uncharacterized. NCBI's taxonomy places the organism in Eukaryota, Metazoa, Chordata, Mammalia, Primates, Cercopithecidae. The record is from RefSeq and is a predicted model, not a curated record.
ACGUGCCUCCCAGUGGCCCAGGAGCUCCGCUGUUGGGGCCUCAGAGGGUGUUCGCGGGGCGCCGGGGAAGGCUAGGGCUUCGGGGUUCCCGGGACGCCGCCCCCAACCGACCACGCCUGCCAGACCACCAAGUGGGGGCCGUGUCGGGGAGCCUGGUGGAAGGCGGUACGGGAAUUCCAGCACUGAGCCUGCAACCGUUUUAGUCCACGGCUGUCAAAAUCUAAAGGGAAGAAAAACGAAAUGCUCGGAACCCUCACUCUCACAGAAGCUGAGCACCUCAUCCCGUGUGUGGAUUUUUUCCCCAGUACAAGCCCAUUGUGGGGACAGGCGCUUUUGAAGGAAGAAUUCAAAUUCCCAGGCUGAAGUGGCACCUCACAGCCUUGAACCUGACCCCCAGCUUCCCGCUAAAACCAGGCGUGCCCAGCACGGCGAGGUCAGCAGCGGCCCCUCGGAGGGCGGCCGUGGGAGGCCAGUGGGAGGCCCUCGGGCAGCCGGUGAAUGGGCCGACGACCUCCCCGACUCCGUGAGAAGCGCUUAGUCCGUGCCCUUCAGAUACUGGAGCGGCUCCUGCCCUUUGGCCAGUUCUCUGGAAGGUCGUUUCAUUUUCUGUGUCUGCCACACGCGUACCACAAGCGCACCACAAUCGAAAACCUUGUUCGGCAUUUCUAGAAAGAGUAGAUGCUACUGAAGACCCAAUAGAUUGCUGAGGGUUUUCGGAGCAGGGACAAUUGCAUCAGAGUGCUGGGCUCCGGGGUGAACUCAGGAUUUGGCUGACUGGCGGAUGGGACAAUGAUUGGUGCCGAGACUGGGCCGGAGAAGGAGGCCUGUCCAGAGCAGGCACCCGAGGCCGCGUGCAGGGGCAGUCCUGGGCCACCAACCCUUGGAAGCUGGGCCAGGAGCUUCGGAGCCAUUCGAGUCUUUUUUUCUCACUCUCAUGCACCUAGUUACCCUCCCCACAGAGUCCUCUCACUGCGCGAGUUUCGUCUACCGCUGCAGUGGUGUCUGACUACACCCAGUGCCUCUAUCCUUCCCCCUUCAAUCUGUUCUCCCUUCUUGGCAAACCUGUCCUUGGAAAGCCCUCUGCUGCCUCCAGUUACCCUGAUCAAAUGCAUCCUCCUCGACGGGCUUGUGAGCGGUUUGCAGGGUGGCCCAAGAGGCAUCACGCCUUGCUCUUCAGCCACUUUUGGGGGCCCCUACAGGGCCAAGCAUCCCACACCGGCAGCGGGUGCUGGUCCUGCCACAGUCUGUGCAACAUGUGAAUGAAGGCUGUAGUCCUGUGGUCUGCGGGAGGCAAAUUCCAACUCCAGCUGUCAAACAUAAAGGGACUGGCGGGCUAUCCAGGGUGGAUGUCUCAUGGCAUCCAAGGCAGGGACCUAGCCAGGCCUUGGGAAAGAGCUACAAACCGAGGACCUCUGGGGUGUGGCUUCAUCUCCCUCUCCCUACCACCCUACCCCCAUCUCUCUGUGUUCCUCAGAUGCCUCAUUUUCCUGUCAGGCACCUGGCCAGCUCUAGGAGCUGGAAUCAGGUUGGUACCUUCUUGGUCAGUGUCCAUCCCUAGUGUCAUCCACAGUGGCCAACGGAAGGGGUGGCUGGUGGUGCAGGACAUUUGCCAUCUUGGGAAAGAUCACAGAGGAAGGGCCUCUUUAGCUGAGCAGACGAGGUUCUGCAGUGGUCUGGACAGAUUUGCACACUCGUGGGCAUCCCCCUGCCCUGUUGAGCAGACGGGGUUCUGCAGUGGUCUGGACAUGUUUGCACACUCGUGGGCAUCCCCCUGCCCCGUUGAGCAGACGGGGUUCUGCAGUGGUCUGGACAUGUUUGCACACUCGUGGGCAUCCCCGUGCCCUGUUGAGAAACCACAUGAGGAAAGGGGACCCUUGCACCUGUCGCCUCCCGACUCUGACCGCCAGAGGCUGGGCUGCCAGCCAGCUGUGCCAGCAUGUGACAGCACUUGACGGAAAGUCCCUGGAAAGGAUGUGGAUCAUUGCAGAACUCCCUUGAGAAAGCGCCAGAGGAGGACCCCAUUCAGCACCCCGCAGAACUCCUCAAACUCCUGCGUCCCCCUCAACGCUCCCCGAGUGUGGUGGCUGCUUCUAUGUCCCCAGGCUUAGCUGGCCUGGGUCUUGAAGGCCUCUCCUCCCGCUGUCCCCACGCAGCACCCUCUCGGCCACUGCACAGCUGGAUGCAGUGAAGGCCAGGCAGCUGUGGCUGCUUGGGGAACAGGAGCUGCUUGACCCUGUUCUGCUGACUUUGUUAGCCUCACUCCCGUGGAGAGCCAAGGUUACCACAUCCCCGAAGCUACGGCUUUCUUUCUAGGCCUGGGGGAGUCACAUCUUGCAUUUGUACUCACUGAGCUCCAAGUCUAUGGUUAGAGAAUUUAUCAACAUUUUAAAAUGC